Molecule: messenger RNA, 405 nt
Organism: Fusarium vanettenii 77-13-4
Lineage: Eukaryota; Fungi; Ascomycota; Sordariomycetes; Hypocreales; Nectriaceae
Exons: 3
Coding region: 1-405 (134 amino acids)
Source: RefSeq, a predicted model, not a curated record
AUGGCCGUGUUAAAGUACGAAUACAACCCAGACCUUGUCCCGGAAAAGGUCCGCAAGCUUCUCGAUGUUCUCUUCGCUGCUGCAGACGACACGGCCCGGACUGCAGAAUGGUUGGCUUGUUUCAGUGACGAUGCCAAGAUCUGGCGCAACGGAAAGCCCUCAAAUGGCCGGACGGAGAUUGAGGGCAUGAUUGCCAACUCCUGGGAUAACGUUGCGUCUCGGGACCACAGGCCGGCCAAGAUUUUUGCCUUUAGCAAAGACUCGUUGGAUGUCAUGGUUGAUGGUACGACCGUGUAUAACUGGCAAGAUGGAUCGUCCAAGACUGGGGUCUGGGCGUGUCGAGUUGCGUUCAAGGAGGUUGAAGGAGCUCUGAAGAUUUCGGAUUACCACGUUGUAUUUUACUGA